AUGGCCGAACACCAAUUUGCACCCAGGGACCUGGAGAAGCAAGCAGAUGCAAGCACAGUGAGUGCACACCAGGUGAAAACGUCCGCGUUCAAGAGCCUCGGCCUGCUGGACCGUUUUCUCGCGGUGUGGAUCUUCCUGGCCAUGGCCAUCGGCAUCAUCCUAGGGAACUUCGUCCCCAGCACUGGACCUGCACUGCAGAAAGGACAAUUUGUGGGUGUCUCGGUCCCGAUCGCUGUGGGCCUCCUGGUGAUGAUGUACCCGAUUCUCUGCAAGGUGCGCUUCGAGAGCUUGCACCGGGUCUUCAAGACUCGCGAGAUCUGGAUCCAGAUCGGGUUCAGUAUCUUCGUCAACUGGAUCAUUGCUCCGUUCUUCAUGUUGGCACUAUCCUGGGCCUUUCUCCCCGACGAACCCGAACUCCGCCAGGGACUUAUUCUAGUUGGGCUGGCCCGAUGUAUCGCCAUGGUCCUCAUCUGGACAGGCCUCGCCGGCGGCGACAGCGAGUACUGCGCAAUCCUGGUAGCCGUCAACUCCCUCCUGCAAAUGGUUCUCUUCGCGCCGCUGGGUGUUUUCUUCAUCCGGAUCAUCAGCGGCGACCAUAUCGCCUUCCAAUACGCCACCGCCGCGCAAUCCGUCGCUGUGUUCCUGGGGAUUCCGCUAGGAGCCGCUGUGCUCACGCGGUUCGCGCUGCGCUGGGCCACCAGCCCGCGGUGGUACGACGAGGUCUUUCUGAAGUGGGCCAGCCCGUGGUCCCUCAUCGGACUCCUGUUUACGAUUCUCGUGCUCUUUGCCUCGCAAGGCCGGCACGUGGUGCAUCAGAUCGUGUCCGUGGUGCGGGUCGCGGCGCCGCUGAUCGUCUACUUCGCCGUGAUCUUCUUCUUGACGCUGCUCGUGGCCUACCGGAUGGGGUUCGGGUACCGGCUGGCGGCGACGCAGAGCUUUACAGCUGCGAGCAACAACUUUGAGCUGGCGAUCGCGGUGGCGGUUGCGACCUUUGGGGCGGAUAGUAAUCAGGCGCUGGCGGCGACGGUGGGGCCGCUCGUCGAGGUGCCGGUGUUGUUGGGGCUCGUGUAUGCGGUCAAGUUGGUGGCGAGGAGGGUGGGCUGGAAGGAUUAG
Aspergillus uvarum CBS 121591 is the source of this 1113-nucleotide messenger RNA. Its product is annotated as arsenic resistance protein. Gene Ontology annotation, molecular function: antimonite transmembrane transporter activity; antiporter activity; arsenite transmembrane transporter activity. Gene Ontology annotation, cellular component: plasma membrane. The record is from RefSeq and is a predicted model, not a curated record. The transcript has 5 exons. NCBI's taxonomy places the organism in Eukaryota, Fungi, Ascomycota, Eurotiomycetes, Eurotiales, Aspergillaceae. Gene Ontology annotation, biological process: antimonite transmembrane transport; arsenite transport. Bases 1 to 1113 code for a protein of 370 amino acids.